AUGCCUCGUUUCAACGUUUGCCAGCUGCUCAUCGCAGUGCUGAUGAUCCUGUCUGUGGUCAUUGCAACCGAUCAGCGCAACGAGGACAAUCUUGUCCACCGUGAGUCUCUCCAGGAUCUAUUCGCCAGCACCGAUGCGAACCGCAUUCAUCUUGCUCUCCACGUGUUGUCCGACAAAUUCCAAGACGGCGUUUUCCCAACUGACAUGAGUGCCGCCGAGGCCCUUCAAGGUGAAGAUCAAAACAUCGCUAGUAUCUUCAAGGUCAUGAAGCGAGAGAGCAAUGCGACCGCUAGCGCAUCUGCCAAUCCCACCACCAUUGACACCGCCGCGACUUCUACCGAUUCAAGCACCGACACUACUACCUCAACCGAGUCGACCGAUAGCACUUCUUCCACUUCCAGCUCUAGCUCGAUCUCGACCCCCACUUCGACUGAGGCGACUACCACCUCCACAUCUAGCGCCCCAACCUCGACAAGUGAGGCUACUACUUCCAGCUCAACCUCCUCAUCCUCCACCACCUCCGCCCCUACCUCAAGCUCCUCUACCUCAACUAGCUCGACAUUAUCGUCUACCUCCACAUCGACCAGCUCUUCCUCCACCUCAAGCUCGUCGUCCAGCUCGUCUUCCAGCUCGUCGACCAGCUCGACUGAUACGCACACCACACUUACAACCUCUGCUAGCCUCAGCACCUCGACUUACGAGAGUACUACUACUCUGCCCGAUGGCAGUCUCAGCACCGUCACCGCUGUGACAGUUGUGCACGUCACCCCCACUGGCUCGUCAGCUUCCACUACCACCAAUUCAGCCCACCCUGGUCUCCAGACCGGUGGUGCCGCCAUGACCAACGGCCUCACUCGCGAGGUCGUCGCCAUGUUCGGUGGUGCAGUUCUUGUCGCCAUGGCUCUCUAA
This is a messenger RNA of Penicillium longicatenatum, 909 nucleotides long. Its product is annotated as putative GPI anchored cell wall protein (Dan4). The record is from RefSeq and is a predicted model, not a curated record. NCBI's taxonomy places the organism in Eukaryota, Fungi, Ascomycota, Eurotiomycetes, Eurotiales, Aspergillaceae. The transcript has a single exon. The coding region runs from base 1 to 909 and encodes 302 amino acids.